Molecule: messenger RNA, 2257 nt
Organism: Cydia fagiglandana
Lineage: Eukaryota; Metazoa; Arthropoda; Insecta; Lepidoptera; Tortricidae
Product: high affinity copper uptake protein 1-like
Exons: 7
Coding region: 220-858 (212 amino acids)
Biological process (GO): copper ion transmembrane transport
Cellular component (GO): plasma membrane
Molecular function (GO): copper ion transmembrane transporter activity
Source: RefSeq, a predicted model, not a curated record
ACCCUACGAAUUAUGAAAGCUUUAGUGGUGAAAGGAAUCGGGAACGAAAGACCGACUGUGUUAAGUUAAAUCAGUGUUCCUGAUGCGAUUAUAUAAAUUUAUAUUUACUAUACUAUAACAAUACUGAUAACAUUUUAUGUCUGCAGAGUCUAACAUUUUGCCAAUUAUUAAUUUUAUUUAGUCGUUCACGUCCUCCUAACAUUUUAUAAGACCUUUAACAUGGCUCACAGCCAGCAUGAGCACCAUCACUCGGGUCAUGACCACAUGGAGCACCAUGACAUGAGUCAAGCAGAUUAUACAUUAAUGAAUGAAGGUAUAAAUUCAACCUUAAGACAAGGCAAUGGAGAUCAUAAAAGUCAUGCUUCCCAUGGCUCAAUGAUGGCUAUGACUUUCCAUGGCGGCUAUGUGGAGACAAUCCUCUUCUCCUGGUGGGACGUAAAAGAGAUCGGACCGUUCAUUGGCUCAUUCAUUGCAAUCUUUAUCAUGGCUUUGCUAUACGAAGGCCUUAAAUAUUACAGAAAACAUCUGCUGUGGAAAUCGUAUGCGGGCCUACAGUACUGCGCAGUGGCGCCACCUGACAAGGGAGUCCAGAACAUAUGCAGCCCUGAUGAACCUCAAGUUAUACAGCCGGGGCCGCAUGCUCUAGAAAGGAAUGUACCGACGAUGCUAAGCGGCGCGCACGCCUACCAAACCGUGCUCCACGGUCUCCAGGUGUUCAUCAGCUACAUGCUCAUGCUCGUGUUCAUGACGUACAACACGUGGCUCUGCGUGGCCGUCGUGCUCGGCUCGGCCACGGGCUACUUCCUCUUCGGCUGGCGCGAGUCCGUCGUCGUAGACUUCACCGAACACUGUCACUGACACAAACUCAAAUAACGAGGUCGGGUGACGCAAAACACGUAAUACUGAAUGAGAUCCGGAUUACCUAUAGACGAACAAUAUAAAGCAUUGUGUUUAUUUUUAAGCAUAAACGUUCGCUGUUUAGAUUAUAAAUACCUGCUGUACCUAAAGUGUAAUAUUUAAGUUAAAAUUUAAAGUGUUAUUUUUUAAAGUGGCAUGAAAAAUUGAGCUUGGCCUAAACACACAAUACGUAUUAAUCAUUAUGUAAUGUCCUUGUUAUUACAGAAUAGAUAUGGCUAAGCUAUUCUGUAAAAUUAUUCCUUGAAUUGCAUUCCUCUUAUUGUCAAAAUGAAUGCCUUAGCUAAGAGAAAAUACCAAGGUAUUUAAAUUGGUGAUGGUGUGAUAUGUUAUAUGCACAAAAACAUGUAGAGAUACAUAAAAAUGAUUUAUUUACUAUUUACUUGGUAUUUACCCUACGAAUUAAGGUAUUUAUUUUGGCGAUAAGAAAACUGUAUUUAUGCGAUAAAUUAAAAAGUAAUUAUUAUAUUUACCAAAUAAAGCACCUAGUGUAAAAAUCAUUUAUUUGCAACAUUUUUUUUGCAUCUCUUACUCAAUGCGCGCCACCGGAAUUCCUUGCAACUAUUUGUAUAUUACCUACUUUAGACGCCCGGGAUAUCGCAUUAUAUUGUUCGUCAUUAGCUGAAUUGGAGAUGAUCAUUUUGCAUACGUUUUUUGUGUCAACUGUGUAAUGACACAGGAGUACAGAAACGGAACAGAGACUUUUCCAUACUGUGAAAUACAUUACUACAAUCGCGCGGCUUGCGCUUCUCUCACGCUGCGCGUGCGGCAGUAGUGUACAGUCGCCAUCAGAUAUAUCGGAGCAGCCAAGGUGUUCACAAAUAUCUGAACACGCCUCUAUUGUCAAGGCGUUAGAGUGCGCGUUCAGAUAUUGUGAACACCUUGGCCGCUCCGAUAUAUCUGAUGGCGACUGUACACGGCAUGGUUUUACGACGCUGUUACUUUACUCCAGUGGUUAUGAUGAUUUAGCACCGGCUAGGAGACGCGUGGCCUAGCGUUAAAUUUCAUGCUUAUGUAAUUUGUAUAUUGGAAAUUUGCCGCUGCGCCUUGUCUCGUUCACCGGUAAAGCACUCCCAGGUACCUACAGCACAUCUAGCCUGUGACUACUACAAUACAAACUAGUAUUAAAAUAUGUUAAAUAGUAUCCUCGCUUUUUUGUUGCGUAGUUCAAAUGAAUAUAUAAAUAUCGUGUGUAAAAUAAUUCACGUUUUAAGAGGACACAUGUUGUUUAAGUACUUUUUGGGCGACGAUUUUGAUGUUUAUUUUAGUACCAGUUAUACCUUUAUAGAAUAUUGUAUAUUUAGAAUAAUGAUAUGAAUAUAAAUGCUUUGAUCUGGAAAAA